This is a messenger RNA of Penicillium canariense, 891 nucleotides long. RefSeq lists its product as uncharacterized. The record is from RefSeq and is a predicted model, not a curated record. Bases 1 to 891 code for a protein of 296 amino acids. Gene Ontology annotation, cellular component: cytoplasm. Lineage: Eukaryota; Fungi; Ascomycota; Eurotiomycetes; Eurotiales; Aspergillaceae. Gene Ontology annotation, molecular function: oxidoreductase activity, acting on the CH-OH group of donors, NAD or NADP as acceptor. The transcript is spliced from 3 exons.
AUGACGACCAAAGUCGCUUUGAUCACUGGUGGAGCCAGUGGAAUGGGCCUGGCGGUAGCAACGGUCCUUGCCGCCCGCCCCGACUGGGAAGUUCAUAUCCUCGACAUCAACACCGAGCGCGGCGAGCAGACCGCGCAGUCGUUGCCACGCACGACGUUUCACCGUGCGGACGUCACCCAAUACAGCUCCUUGAGUGAGGGUUUCCAGAAAUCGUUCCAGGCGAACCACAGCCUCGAUUUCGUAUUCGCCAAUGCCGGCAUUAUCGAGCGAUUCAAUUUCUACGCGGCCCACCCCGGGGCAUCAUCCGGUGGGGCGUCCCCGCCGCCAGAGCCGGACCUGCUGUCGAUCGAUGCCGAUUUGAAAGGGGUCAUUCUGACAACUUAUCUGGCGCAGCAUUACUUCCGUGCCUCACCGCAUCAGGGGGUGGGCGCUAGCAUUAUCAUGACCGCUAGUUGCGGCGGGCUGUAUCCGUCGUUCUAUUCGCCGCUGUACUCGGCAGCCAAAUUCGGUGUCGUGGGGUUUAUGCGCUCAGUCGCCCAGCACUUCCAUGCGGGCGGCGUCCGCGUCAAUGCCAUCUGCCCCGGCAUCGUGCGCACCAAUCUCGUCGACCAGACCGGGUGGGCCUCUUUCCCGCAGCAUCGGUUUACAGCGAUGGACUCCAUCGUCCGGGUCGUGCUCCAGCUCGUGGACGGGGGCGACCCGGCAGGCGAGGGGUUGGCCGAUACCUCGGGCACUCAAGUACCGGCGUCGAAGCUUUCUGGGCUCGCGGUGGAGAUCUCAGAUAGCGGCGUGUACUUCCGAGAUCAGCAUGAGUUCUGCGAUGAGGGAAUGCGCGAGGUGAUGUCGGCGACAGUUUUGGAAAACCAGGUCGGCGCAAUCUUGAAGGGGUGA